AUGGAUACUCCUCUAGAAGCAGCAAAAGUAGAUUCUGAUGUAGCAGAACCCAAUUCUGAUAAUGCAAAUGAUGAAUCUACUGCUGCAACUGAGACUGGAGAACCAGAAUCAACAAAGAACCUAGGGCAUCGCAAAAAGGUGGUUGAAACCGAUGCAACCCCCUCGAAUCCUCCUCCUGCUGCCUCAACCGUGCCUCCUGCUGCUGCAAAAAAAGGAGACUCAUCACUUCCUCAGCGUGAAUCUCAGCCCGAGAAGCCAAAACGAUUUCCUAAGCAAGUGGCUCGAAAAUCUGUGCGCCCAUACAAAACCUGGACUUCAUCGUCUUCAUCUUCAAAGGAAUCUCCUCCACCUGCUGCAGUUUCUCCUCCUGCUGCAUCAGUUCCUGCUUCUACUCCAACUGGUCCUUCAACUCGCACUCGUGCCCAGCAUCAAGCUUCUGUUGAGAAGGAACUUCGAUCUUCUCGAAGUCGUGACAAGCCAGCACCUCCAGCCAAGAAGCUUAAGACGAGUCCACCUUCGGUUUCUUCGAGUUCAGAAGAAGAAGAACCAAUGGAAGUCUCCUCUGAUAAAUUCAUUUCUCUCCAUUAUGAGAAGGAGAUUCCAAAGGACAUUGGAGUUUCCUCAGACAGUGAGGAAACUGAACUCGAGCCAGAGCCUCCCUUGACCAAAUCUGCUUCCACUCCUGCUCUAUCCUCUUCAGCAGCAAAGGCUUCUGCUGCUGCCAAAGGCAAGCAGCCAAUGAAGGAAUCCUCUCCUGGUAACAUUCCUACAUCUCUUUCCUAUUGUCCUCGUUUCUAUUAUCGUGAUAAUGAGCGUGAUUGGAAUUUGUAUGCAACUCGAAAGUUUGAGAGUGAAAGGAAUUAUGAUUUGCAUGCUCAUAGUGUGUAUGGAAUUGUUAAAUUCAUUCAAUGCCAUCAAUGGGAGAACACUCUAUCUGGUUUCAAAGGGUACAUUGCAAAUAUUGUUAAAGAUUUCAAUGCUAAUUUAUCUGAUGAUUUUCUUGAUGAGAAUUCUCGACUUUAUCGAAAAGUGUAUGUUAGAGGACAUUGGUUUUCCUUUUCUAAAAAAGACAUAUCUCAAGCCUUGCAACUGCCAGAGAAUGUCCCAAAUGCCAUAAUGUCUAUGGAUCGCCAAUUGAUGCUCACUGAACUCACUGGUGCACGGGCAGAACGGAAAUCUGGGGAGAGUCUUCGCAUCACACAUCUCACAUUUGCUCAUGCAUCUCUCAUGCGAUUUGCUCUUAGCAAUUGUGUUCCAAACUCAAACAAGACUGUGGUGUCUCAAGAUGUGGCCUCAUUCCUCUACCGUAUCACCUCAGGAGCAUCUAUUGACUUGGCCUCCCACAUUUUGAACCAAAUUAAAAAUGUGGCCCAAUCUCAUGAAACUCUUGAGCCUUCAUUGACUGGAACACCAUUCCAACCCUCGGAGUAUUUUGAUGGAGUUUUUCAAAAGAGGCCUAAAGCUGGUGCUGCUGCUGCUGCAAGCUUGAAUUCUGCUUCUGCAGAAAUCCAGGAGGUCAAGAAUGAGGUUCAGCUGGUGAACAAUCGUCUUGGUGCCAUGGAGGAAGUUCAGCAAGAGAUGUCAAAGCAGCUGUCCACCUUGGUCAAGCUUUACAGAGACUAA
This is a messenger RNA of Cannabis sativa, 1623 nucleotides long. RefSeq names its product myosin tail region-interacting protein MTI1-like. The record is from RefSeq and is a predicted model, not a curated record. The transcript is spliced from 4 exons. NCBI's taxonomy places the organism in Eukaryota, Viridiplantae, Streptophyta, Magnoliopsida, Rosales, Cannabaceae. The coding region runs from base 1 to 1623 and encodes 540 amino acids.